This is a messenger RNA of Sipha flava (yellow sugarcane aphid), 1500 nucleotides long. It is a transcript of the gene IFT57, whose product is annotated as intraflagellar transport protein 57 homolog. Bases 42 to 1313 code for a protein of 423 amino acids. The transcript is spliced from 8 exons. The record is from RefSeq and is a predicted model, not a curated record. Gene Ontology annotation, biological process: intraciliary transport; non-motile cilium assembly. Gene Ontology annotation, cellular component: centrosome; Golgi apparatus; intraciliary transport particle B. NCBI's taxonomy places the organism in Eukaryota, Metazoa, Arthropoda, Insecta, Hemiptera, Aphididae.
UAUAUAAGAAUAAACAAAGUAUCAAACGUUUUGAAUUACCUAUGAUUAUAUUUAUGGUUUUAUUUAUGCCAGAAUUCAUAAAUAUGGAUAUUCAGUCAGUUGAUUCUAGUCGUAAUCGAUCAACUAAUCUGUCCGAAAUUACAUAUCAACAUUUUCUUGAUAUGGAAACUUUAAAUAAUCGAUUAAUACUGUUGGAUUAUGAAACUUAUGUAGUGAAAACAUUAAAAAUGAGACCAAUUAAUCGACAUUAUUUUGCUUUGCAAACUAGUUCCGGAGAACAAUUUUUUAUGUUUGUAUCUCUAGCCAUAUGGCUACUAAGUAAACUCGGUAAAAAUUUAAAGCAACCACAAGAAUAUGAUGAUCCAAAUUUAACUGUAAAUAGUAUACUAGAAUCGUCUGCUCAACUAGAUUUAUUUGUUGAUUAUCCAAUUAACCAGUUAAAACAAGGGUUUGGAAAACAUGUGAUUGAUAUUUUAAAUGGUCUUGCUGAAUUAUCUUUGAAAAAAAUUAAUUUUCCUUACAAAAAGCCUUUUUUUCCUGUCGAAAAGGAAGAAGUAGAAGAAUUACCUGAAAAUAAUGCAGAACUUUUGUUGGAACAUGUUGAAGAGGAAAUGGUUUGGACAGAUUCUGAUUCUGAUGAAGAAAAUAUGCUUAAUAUUAAUGAUUUAUCUGUUUUGAAUAAGGUUAAGAGACAAACAUCUCAUAAGACAAACAAAAACUUAAUCCCUUCUACCAAUAAAGAAGAAUGGAAUUUAGAGUUAGAACAAGUAUUACCUUUACUACGGGUAACAAUUAAACUAGAUUAUAAAGAUUGGCGAACAAGUCUGCAACAAAUGAAAGAACAUAAACUUAUGAUGAAUUUAUCAAUAGAAAAAGUUAAACCACUUUUGAUUAAUCUUAACAGUAUAUUAAGAGAAACUAUGGAAAAAGUAUAUAGUAGAGAACAAUACUUAAAUAGUUCCUUAGAUAAUCUUUUAGUGGAAUAUCGUACUUUUCAGGAUGAAUUAGCUAGAAUUAAUGAUCAUUACAAAUCUCUUAGUAAUGGUAUUGUAGAAAGACAGAAUAUAUUAUUAAAAAUCACUGAACAAUUAGAUAUUAUUAAACUAGAAAUGGAUGAAAGAGGGUCAAGUAUGACUGAUGGAACACCAUUAAUCAAUAUAAAAAAAGCAAUAGGAACUAUAAAAAGAGAUAUUAUGGAAAUGGAUGUUCGCAUUGGUGUAUUACAACAUGGAUAUUUCAUAUCUAAAGUACAUGAAAAAUCUAUAAUUCAAGAUACAAUAAUGAGACCCUUGUUUCCUAGAACUGUUUUGUAAUAAUUUUUACUUAAUUCCCUUUUAACUUAAUUAGUAAAAAAUGUAUUUUUCUUACGUCUUAAUACUUUUUUUAGUAAUUUUAUUAAUACCUACAUUAAUAGCAAUUAAUGUAUUGCUACAUUUCAGUAAAUGUAUAUAGAUAUUUAUUAUUAGACCAAAAACUUUUGUUACAUAUGUCAAAAUGUAU